Messenger RNA from Clonostachys rhizophaga, 1983 nucleotides. Lineage: Eukaryota; Fungi; Ascomycota; Sordariomycetes; Hypocreales; Bionectriaceae. The record is from the annotation of a GenBank genome assembly.
AUGGCGUCCUCCACCGAGCAGCUGUUUUCCACCCUUCUGAGAAGCGAUCGCUUCAAGAACCACCUCUUCCCAUAUCUGUCGACUGCAGAUAUCUGUGCCCUCCGAUCAACCUCAUCCUCCUGCUGUAGCCAGGUCACAAAGCGUCUCUUUACUCGCGUUCAUGUGACCUUCACCCCCAGUACCUUCACCAAACAAUGCAGACUUACAGCACUUGCUCGCAUCGGCCAGCACAUCGAACAUCUCACCUUUUACUUUCCUCACUCCGAGGAUACCUUUCUCCCGCCACUGAUUCACCCAGAGACCGGCAAUGAGAUCUCAUUUCUAUAUACGCCACUUACAAGUCUCAGCCAGGUCCUGGUCCGCCCAAAAUACGGCAACUCACAGCUGGGUGAGAUCUUGACGCAGCAAUAUCCUCCCUUGUUCCACUCCGCCACCAAUGUUCCCAGCUUCAUCAAUGCCAUGAAGUCGAUGCCCAAUAUGAGACAUCUGACUGUCUGGUGUCCUGGCCAAGAGCCUCAAGAGAGGUACAGAAGGAACAUUGUUGACUACGCUCUCAUCAGUUUACGCAUCUCUCUAGAGCGCGCACCUUUGACCAAGCUCUCUAAGCUAUCCCUGUCUUCAGUCCACCCUGGCGCAUUCAACUACUUGCGCCAUGUCCCAGGCUAUGGGUCUGUUCCAUCCUCUUCGCGCAGAUGGAAGCAGAUCAAGAAGUUGUACAUUUCAGUCGAAGCCUGGGACUUUUAUGGUGCAUCCCCCGGGCUUGAUCACCUGAAGGUCAUCGAUGAUUACCUUCGCUCAUUUGCGCCAACGCUUGAGAAGCUGAGCUUCACAUGGCGAGGCAGCAAAGGACCCUGCCCAGUGGCCCUCUCGGACGACCCUCUCUUUGCGCCGGGCAAGGUCUCCAGGAAACUAUUUCACGAGGUAACAUCCCCCAUGUCACCUCUGCCAGAGAUCCCAAUGCGGUCCCAGAUCCACUUCCCAAAGCUACGCUUCCUACAAAUCCGCAAUGCGGCCAUGAACGCGCCGCAGCUCAAGGGAUUGAUCAGAUCACACCGGGAUACCGUCAAGGAGUUCGACUUUGCAAAUGUCGUGCUCACAAACAAGGGCAACUGGGAUGAGGCUCUGUCUCCCCUGGACAAGGACUCAUUAUGGUCGCGGAGCAGCUCCACCGCGGCAUCGUCAGAAGCCAGCUUCGUCAGCAGCGACAGCUCGGAAGAUCUUUCCUUCCCGAGUGCUGCCGCUGAGGCUGCCAGCAGAGACCUCCUCGACGAAGAGUUUAACGCUUUCCAUCUCUGCGACGAAGAGCGAGAUAUCCUUUACGGCUUGCCUCAAGAAUCAACAUACGGAUCAGAGUCAAGCCUUGGCUUCACAACGAAAUUCACUAGGAAGCACUCGCGACGCCGCAGAAAGCAUCCUAAAUACGACAGCGACGACUAUACAUCCUCCGAGGUUUCUGAGCAGUCAUCCUUCCCGCUCCCACUUUCCAUCAAAUCUUCACUUUCCUUCCGGCGCCACAAACGCAAGGAAUCCCCCCCUACCUUGAACCGAUCUUUCGAGUACGAGGGCAGCCGCGCCUCUACUGUGCAUAUCCCCAUCAUCGGACCAAUUCUAAACAACGACCCCAAGCCGGUUCUACUACAACCGGCAAUAUAUGAUCCCUCCGGCCGUCGCUCAACUCCUCCCGACGAGAGCAUCUCCACUGUGCAGCGCAAUAUCGAACAGGAAGAGGCCCACCGUCACUUCGCGGAGGAUGCCGGCGCGCGUAUAAGCGCCCUGCGCAAGGCCAAACAAGCGGUGUUGACGAAGCUCAGCCGCGAAUUCUACAGCGGGAGGAAAUCCACUAACCAGCAGGCCGAAGCCGUCGCGGCCUGCAGGUUCAUGGCCAGCCGGGAGUUUGCUGGCUGUGGCAUGGAAGUCAUCGAGGACCACAGGGGCCCAGAAUCCCAGAGCCUUAUGGUACCUCUGCUUUUCGCGAGGGCAUAA